Molecule: messenger RNA, 1324 nt
Organism: Dufourea novaeangliae
Lineage: Eukaryota; Metazoa; Arthropoda; Insecta; Hymenoptera; Halictidae
Gene: Wdr92
Product: WD repeat-containing protein 92
Exons: 3
Molecular function (GO): ubiquitin binding
Source: RefSeq, a predicted model, not a curated record
CUGUUCCUUAGUCACGGUACCGUAGUCCUUUACACACAGAAUUGACUAGAACAAUUAUGGAGAAAUUGGAAAAGCCUCAAAUAAUUUGUCACAUUGAAAAAUCAGUAAAUUAUUCCUUAUUCGAUACGAAAUGGAUACCGUGCAGUGCAAAAUUCGUGGUUAUGGGCUCCCGACCGCGUGGUAGCGGUAUUAUACAAAUUUACGAAGUUUCUAGUGGUGAAUUAAAGCUUGUUAAAGAUAUUGAAAGAUCACAGCCGAUAAAAUGUGGUACUUUCAAAGCUUCCAGUUGGAAAGACAGAUACUUGGCAACAGGGGAUUUUCAGGGUAAACUGAAUAUCUACAACUUGGAAGAUCCUUCAAUACCAAUUUACACAGCUAAUGCUCACAAUGAGAUCAUAAAUAGCAUUGAUGGAGUGGCUGGACAAAGUAUUGGAUGUGGUGCACCUGAACUAGUAACUGGCUCCAAGGAUGGAAGUGUUAAAGUUUGGGAUCCCAGGCAAAAAGGGCGUCCAGUAGCUACUAUGGAACCCAAAGAAGGAGAAACCCGUAGGGAUUGUUGGACAGUUACAUUUGGAAACUCUUACAAUUCGGAAGAAAGAGUUGUGGCUGCUGGUUAUGAUAACGGAGAUGUCAAAAUGUUUAAUUUGAGAACAAUGUCCCUUCAAUGGGAGAGUAAUCUCAAUAAUGGAGUCUGUAGCAUUGAAUUUGACAGGAAAGAUAUCCCAAUGAAUAAAUUGGUGGUAACUACCUUGGAAUCCAAGUUCUACUUAUUUGAUUUAAAAGUGCAACACCCUAAAAAAGGAUUUGCCUAUCUUACUGAGAAGGUACAAUUUAAAUCACAAGACUAAAAUUCUAAUGCGGUGUACAUUCAUCCUCCACUCAGUCUAAUUUGAGUAAUGUUCUAGGCUCACAAUUCAACAGUAUGGUUGGUCAGACAUUUACCACAAAAUAGGGAAAUAUUCGCCACCUGUGGCGGUGGUGGAAGCCUUUGUCUCUGGAAAUACAAUUAUCCAGAGAGAAGGAAAUUAGUAGAUACGGACGGCAUACAUCAAGGAGUCGUUGGUAAUUUGAGUCUUUUACAAAAUAUUACUCUUUCAUCACAACCCGUCAGCUCUUUGGAUUGGAGUCCCGACAAACAAGGGCUGGCGGUUUGUACUGCAUUUGAUCAGUGUUUAAGAGUCAUAAUCACUACAAAACUUAAUACCUUUUAAGCAAACAGACCGAAACAGUCGUAAACUUCGUAUACAGUAAGAAUUUACGUCUCGGCCAUAUAUCAUCACCAGUACGUUGUUAAUAUCACAUGCUAAAAAGGCACUCUGCCAUU